UGCGCAUCCGCGGCGGGCGGGACUUCCGGCCUCGUCCCCGCUGCGGGGUUGUAGUCCCAGUUUAGGUCUGUUUAUCUCAUCGGGUUUGGGACUGCGGGUCCGGAUCGUGGUAACUGACGCUGAAGACGCGAGUAGCGGCGCGUCCUCGCCGCACACACUUGAGCCCGGGUGUCCACUACCCUCUGGCCCGCUUCUGGCCCGCCGAGUCCGAUGGCGGCGGCCGUGCCCAAGGACCCGUCUGAGUGUGGUGUGACCUUUGAGGACGUGGCCGUGUACUUCUCCUGGAAGGAGUGGAGGCUUCUUGAUGAGGCUCAGAGACGGCUGUACCACCAUGUGAUGCUGGAGAACUUUGCACUUGUAUCGUCACUGGGUUGCUGCUGUGGAGCAGAGGAUGAGGAGGCCCCCUUUGCACAGAGCGCUUCUGUAGGCGUUUCACAGACCUGGACGCCCAGGGCUGCUCUGUCUUCCCGGAAGACCCACCCCUGUGAGAUGUGCGGUCCCGUCUUGAGAGACAUUUUCCACUUGGCUGAGCUCCAGGGGAAAGAAAACAGCCAGAAAUGGUUGAGGUGUGGGGCCUGCGGGAAACAAUUUUCUUUCAGUGUGAAGAUGGAGCAGCAGCAGCAGCAGGAGCAGCCCGCGGGAGCAAAACCAUUCAGAAGCCGUGUGGACAGGGCCUCUGCUGUCAAGAGCUGGGGAUCCGGUGGUUCGGGAAAGCCCUUUACCUGUGGAGAGGUUGAGAAGGACUUGCUGUCUGGCUCGGGGCAUCUGGGGCAAGAGGCCACUCUUACUGGGGAGAAGCCACAUUCGAUCCCCCACUGCAGGGCAACGUUACGACACGGAAGCAGUCAUGGCACUUGGGACCAAUGUAAGAACGCUUUUGGUCCCAAACACACGGAUACACGGGAGCAGGGUGUCCACCUUGGUAGACAGUCCUUUGUGUGCAGUGAAUGUGGGAAAACUUUCAGGUACAAAUCCUUAUUUGCCAUACACCAGAGAUACCAUACUGGAGCACGACAUCAUGAGUUUGGUCCAUGUGGAAAAUCCCUUGGGCAACAACCAACCCUGAAUGAGCAAGGGAAGACUCAGGGUGGAUCCGGGCAGUACACCUGCAGCAAAUGUGGGAAAUCUUUAGGCCCUGAAUCUGUCUUCCUUCAUCCCCAGAAAUGGCAUAGUGGAGUGGAGAGUUAUGUUUGCAGCGGGUGUGCAAAAUCUCUUAGCGGUAGCUCAGUGUUGCUUACUCAUAGUGUCCAGUCUGGAGAUCCGUUGUAUAAGUGUCAUAGUUGUGCAAAAUCUUUUCCGUCUAUUUCUGCCCUCUCAGAUCAUGAGAGAUCUCAUGCAGGGCAAAGACGGUAUGAAUGCAGUGAUUGUGGGAAAUCUGUUACCAGUAGUUCUGGCCUCCGUUCUCAUCAGAGAGUUCACACUGGAGAAAGGCCUUAUAAAUGCCAUGAAUGUGGGAAAUCUUUUGCUGGUAGUUCUUCACUACGUUAUCACCAGACAAUUCACAGUGGAAUUAGGCCUUACGAGUGCAGCGAAUGUGGGAAAUCUUUUGCUGGUAGUUUUGUCUUACGUUAUCAUCAGAGAGUUCACACUGGUGAAAGGCCUUAUGCGUGCAGUGAAUGUGGCAAAUCCUUUAUCCGAAAAACUAGCCUCAGUGUACACAUAAAAGUUCACUCAGGUGAAAGGCCUUAUGAAUGUAAUGAAUGUGGGAAAAAUUUCACUGCUAGUUCUGCCCUCCUUCAUCAUCAGAGAGUUCAUACUGGAGAACGGCCAUUUGAGUGCUGUGAAUGUGGGAAAUCUUACACUGCUCGUUCUGCCCUCCGUUCUCACCAGAGACUUCACACAGGAGAAAGGCCUUAUGAGUGUCGCGAAUGUGGGAAAUCUUUUACUUUUAGUUCUGCCCUAUCUUCUCACCGGAGACUUCAUACUGGGCAAAGGCGUUAUGAGUGCUAUGAAUGUGGGAAAUCUUACACUGCUAGUUCUACCCUCCGUUCUCACCAGAGACUUCACACUGGAGAACGUCCUUACAAGUGCCGUGAAUGUGGGAAAUCUUUUACUAGUAGUUCUGCUCUCCGUUAUCACCAGAGACUUCACACUGGAGAACGUCCUUAUGAGUGCCGUGAAUGUGGGAAAUGUUUUAUCACUAGUAAUCAACGUCGUUCUCACCAGAGAGUUCACAGUGGAGAGAGGCCUUAUGAAUGCCCUGAAUGUGGCAAAUCAUUUCCCCGAAAAGGUAGCCUCAGUAUACACAAAAUGGUUCACUCAGGUGACCGGCCUUAUGAGUGUAAUGAAUGUGGGAAAUCAUUUAUUGCUAGUUCUGCCCUCCGUCGUCACCAGAGAGUCCACACUGGAGAAAGGCCUUAUGAGUGCCAUGAAUGUGGGAAAUCAUUUACUGCUAGUUCUGCCCUCCGUUAUCACCAGAGACUUCAUACUGGACAAAAGCCUUAUGAGUGCCGUGUAUGUGGGAAAUCUUUUAUCACUAGUAAUCAACAUCGUGCUCACCAGAGUGUUCACAGCGGUGAGAGGCCUUAUGAGUGCAGUGAAUGUGGCAAAUCCUUUCCCCGAAAAGAUAGCCUCAGUGUACACAAAAAGGUUCACUCAGGUAAACGGCCUUAUGAGUGUAGUGAAUGUGGGAAAUCAUUCACUGCUAGUUCUGCCCUCCAUCGUCACCAGAGACGUCACACUGGAGAAAGGCCUUAGAGUGUCGUGAAUGUGGGAAAUCUUUUUAUUAGUCAUAAUGGUUUGAGACAUCAUUACGGCCUUCACACUGCAGGAAGGAUUUAAAACAGCACAGGUGAUACUUCUUGCUUGGUGGCGUUUAGGCUGGAGGACAACCUCUGAAUUGACUGUGGUUCCUCUGAAUGUCCCCAGUGCAGUGACUUCCCAUAAGAUCCAGCCAUUUGCAGAAAAAUUCGGAACCUGCAUAGUCCUUUCUGAUGUGGGUGCAGUCACCGCAAGAUGGAAGUCACUGGCAGCGUCUGGCACCUGGCAGUUCCUGGUGUGCGUACAUCACCACCCCAACAUGGUUAAUGAUGCCGAGCUGUUCACGUUCUCAACUGCUCAUCCAAAUUCUGGGUACCUGGAACCUCUCGUUCCAUUCCCACUUAGGGCAGGGAUGUGACCAGUGUUGAUCCACAGUGGGCGAUGUGAGUUCUGGGUGGUGACUCGCACAGGAA
Molecule: messenger RNA, 3173 nt
Organism: Mustela erminea (ermine)
Lineage: Eukaryota; Metazoa; Chordata; Mammalia; Carnivora; Mustelidae
Product: zinc finger protein 345-like
Exons: 3
Coding region: 211-2697 (828 amino acids)
Biological process (GO): regulation of transcription by RNA polymerase II
Cellular component (GO): nucleus
Molecular function (GO): DNA-binding transcription activator activity, RNA polymerase II-specific; RNA polymerase II cis-regulatory region sequence-specific DNA binding
Source: RefSeq, a predicted model, not a curated record